Messenger RNA from Rattus rattus (black rat), 2427 nucleotides. RefSeq names its product vomeronasal type-2 receptor 116-like. The coding region runs from base 1 to 2427 and encodes 808 amino acids. Gene Ontology annotation, biological process: G protein-coupled receptor signaling pathway. Gene Ontology annotation, molecular function: G protein-coupled receptor activity. NCBI's taxonomy places the organism in Eukaryota, Metazoa, Chordata, Mammalia, Rodentia, Muridae. The transcript has 5 exons. Gene Ontology annotation, cellular component: membrane. The record is from RefSeq and is a predicted model, not a curated record.
AUGCUAUGUAUCAUCUGCAUUAAUAUUGAUAUUAGUGUUUUUUGUAGGUUAAAUUUGAGGAGUUAUCAGCUCAUUUUGGCCUUCACAUUUGCCAUUGAGGAAAUCAACAGGGACCCUCAUCUUUUACCCAAUACCUCUCUAGGAUUUGAUGUUAUAAAUAUUAAUAAGGGUGGAGACUACAUGCUGAAUGAAGUGACUGGUUGGCUCACAGGAAUGAAUAAAAGCAUUCCCAAUUACACAUGUAAACCUAAGCACAAAGCUGUUGCUAUAAUUACAGGAUCAUACUGGACAACAACUGCAGGUAUUGGGACACUACUCCAGCUCUACAAAUAUCCACAGAUAUCUUUUGGACUGUUUGAUACUUUUCUGAGUGACCGAAGCCAGUUCCCUUCUCUUUACCAGAUAGCCACAAAGGACACAUCAUUGUCACUUGGCAUUAUUUCUUUGAUGCUUCAUUUCAGGUGGAAUUGGGUUGGACUGAUCCUUCUAGAUAACCAUAAAGCAAUACAGAUUCUCUCAGACUUCAGAGCAGAGAUAUACAGGAAUAAGUUGUGCAUAGCUUUUGUAAAGAUAAUGCCCGAAAGUUUUACUUUUGAAAACUAUGACAAGGAAUCCCCAGAAACUCUCAAACUAAUCAUGGCAUCAUCUGCAAAUGUUGUUAUUGUUUAUGAUGACACUCAAUCUUUACAUGUUUUAAUGCUAAAUUUCAUGGAACUGAUAAUAACAUGGAAAGUAUGGGUGAUGAAUUCACAAUGGGACGUAAACAGUGGCAUAGAUUAUUUUAUGUUUGAUUCUUUUCAUGGUAGCCUUUUUUUUGCACACCACCACAAUGAGAUACCUAAUUUUAGAAAAUAUGUUGAGUCAUAUAAUCCUACCAAAUACCCAAAAGACCCUAUUCUUGGUUUUUUAUGGAAUAAAUAUUUCAAUUGCUCCAUUUCUAAACCUGAUUGUAAAAUAUUGGAUAACUGUCUUCCCAAUGUUUCCUUAAAAUUAUUGCCUGCAAAUUCAUGGAUUAUGAAAAUGCCUGAGGAGAGUUACAAUAUAUAUAAUUCUGUAUAUGCUGUGGCUCACAGUCUCCAUGAGAUGACUGUCAAAGAAAUACAAUUUCAAUCUCAUCAAAAUUUUGACAACAUUAACAUAUGGGAGCUUAACACUUUUCUGAAGAAUGUCAAUUUUAAAAAUGGUGUUGGAGACCAAAUAGUUUUGGAUACACAAAGGAAAUUGGAUGGGGAAUAUGAUAUUCUCAAUUUCUGGAAUUUCCCGAAAGGUCUCAGACAAAACAUGAAAGUUGGAUCAUUUUCUCCAAAAGCUCCACAGGGUCAACAACUGGUUUUGUCUGACUCUAUGAUACAGUGGGCUAUAGGAUUUAUGGAGCUGCCUCGCUCAGUGUGCAGUGAGAGUUGUGUACCAGGGUUCAGAAAAUCCUCCCAGGAGGGAAAGGCUGACUGUUGCUAUGAUUGCACUCCUUGUGGGGACAAUGAGAUUUCCAAUGAAACAGAUGCUGAUAGUUGUAUGAAAUGUCCAGAAAGUCACUAUGCAAACAUACAGCGGAACUAUUGUCUACAGAAAUCUGCGACAUUUUUGGCCUAUGAAGACACUUUGGGAAUGGCUCUCACUUGCAUGGCCCUGGGUUUCUUUGUACUCACAGCUGGUAUCCUUGGAGUCUUUGUGAAGCACCACCACACUCCUAUUGUCAAGGCCAAUAAUCAGUCUCUCACUUACAUCUUGCUCGUCACUCUGACCUUCUGUUUUCUCUGUCCCUUGCUUUUCAUUGGAAAUCCCAACCCAGCCACCUGUAUCUUACAACAGAGCACAUUUGGACUUCUGUUCACAGUGGCUCUCUCCACAGUCUUGGCAAAAACAGUAACGGUUGUUCUGGCUUUCAAGGUCACUGUUCCCGGAAGAAUUGUUAGGUGGCUGAUGAUAUCUAAGGCCCCAAACUUCAUUAUCCCCAUCGGCACCACUAUCCAACUUGCGCUCACUGGAAUUUGGCUUGGCACUUCUCCUCCCUUCGUAGACUCAGAUGCUCACUCAGAACAUGGACACAUUAUCAUUUUGUGUAACAAGGGCUCAGUUGUAGCCUUCCAUUGUGUUCUGGGAUACCUCUGCUGCUUGGCACUUGGAAGCUACGUUAUGGCUUACUUCUCCAUGAAACUGCCUGACACAUUCAAUGAAGCCAAGUUCUUGACAUUUAGUAUGCUAAUGUUCUGCAGUGUGUGGGUCACAUUCCUCCCUGUUUACCAUAGCACUAAGGGAAAGGUCAUGGUGGCCAUGGAAGCCUUCUCUGUAUUUGUUUCCAGUGCAGCUCUCCUAGGCUGCAUCUUUGUUCCCAAGUGCUACAUUAUUUUGCUAAGGCCAGAUAGAAACUCAUUUCAUUGUGUCCGACACAAAGCACAUUCUAGAGGAAAAGUUCAUCUUUCAAAUUAG